Molecule: messenger RNA, 11019 nt
Organism: Drosophila rhopaloa
Lineage: Eukaryota; Metazoa; Arthropoda; Insecta; Diptera; Drosophilidae
Gene: pcx
Product: protein pecanex
Exons: 10
Coding region: 453-10736 (3427 amino acids)
Biological process (GO): endoplasmic reticulum organization
Cellular component (GO): endoplasmic reticulum; membrane
Source: RefSeq, a predicted model, not a curated record
AGCUCUAAACAAAAGAAAAAGAAAAAAAUUACGGCAGGAUUGCGAGCAAUAUUCGAUUUAUCCGUUCGGAGCAGCAUUGAGACGCCCCCGGAAAGCCAACUACGGCGGAGCCCAGUCCGGAGUUGCAGUGUUUCCUUUCAGCGGAUCCGCAGCAGUGCCUCCUGCCCCACAGCUUUCCCCCCAGAAAAAGCAGCGACUCUGCCUCUUCCUCAUCGCCCUCCCCCUGCCCCCGCCCACGCUGCCAUCGCCCCCCUCAAGGCCCCGCCCGCAAACCACGCACCCCGCUGUCCCGCCCCCGCCUGCAGCUCGGCAGGCUUAAUCAGCAAAUCAACAAACGAAAACGGAAGCUAGACGAAGGACAGCAGCUCCUCCUGUGAGUAAUCCGGAAGCUGGAGCAGCAGAAGCGUGGAUCCUCAUCCAUCCGGCGGCUGAGCGAUGCAGUAUAGGCCACCAUGGGUUCGCAGACCUUGGAGAUUUUGCGCCAGGGCGUGUGGGCCUCGCUGACGGGCGGCUACUUCUACGAUCCGCACCAAGGUGUUUUCUGCAACGUGGUGCACCUUUACCUGUGGCUCUACCUGCUCUGCUCGCCCUUCGUGGCCUACCUGUACUUUCCGAGCACUUGGUUGACAUGGUGCCUGUACUGCGUGAUAACCAGCUUAACCAUUAUGAUGGUGAAGCUGGCCAAUCUGGCGCUGCACCGGCUGUACGAUCGCGCCCAAACCAUGUCCGAGGUGAACCUCAAGGGGCAGUUCUUCAAGGUUACCAAGGAGACGGAACCGCGCCACGACGACGAGGGCGGCAUCGAGAUGAAGGUCAUCCGGCCGGGUGGCUCACGAAUCUCCGUGGAGCAGGCCAUCAACGAGGCCAGCGAGGAGAACAGCAUCAUGUCCAUCGACAAUGUGAACAGUAUCAUUGAUCUCAAGGUCGAUGUGCAUCGCAAAAACAGCUCCGAGUCCAUCGAGCUGAUGCUCUACGCCCCCUCCAUGCUGUCCGGCGGCAGUCAACAGGAUCAGCAAUCGCUGGCCGGUUCCGCCAGUGUCAGCAAGUCCAUCCGGAGCACGGGACCGGGCGGGAACACCUCCACCAGCGCCGCCGCACAGGCGGAUCUCUUCAACAAGUACCUCACCGUCUACUCGGAGGUUGUGGAGGCGGCUGGAAGCAGUGCGGGCAGCGCCGAUGGUGGCAGCAGCGGCGGCGACAGCAGGUCCGGCGGAGCAGUCGGUGCGCUGGGUCCUGCAGGAGCGGGAACGGGAACAGCGCCCGUUCCGCACGUCCGGACGGGACAUCUAUCGCGCAAGUGUUCCGAGGUCUUUAGCCGCCGACAGCGAAGACGCCUGGAGCGCCAGAGCAGCCUGGACACGGCGGCAGCCGCUGCCAACUCCAGCGUAGAGCACAAGUUAAUGCGCAACCAGUCGGACACGAUAGCCACGGCUGCGCCAUCGUUCCUGCACUCCCAGCCGACGAACAAGGCGCGGGGCCAGGCCAAUCCGCGCCAGCACUUCAUAGCCAGCACACCGUCGGCGGCAAUGGGUGGUGGAGAUGCAUCCUCCUCCUCCACCGCCGUCGUGGUCAUCGCCCCUGCCUCGAAUCCUGCGGCGAAUCCCGGACGCUCCUCGCGUCUGCAGCGCCACAGAAGCUCGGAAACGCACGACGAGCGGUUAAAGCACCAGAGUCGCGGCGGUCUUUUCCAGCCCGUUCUGCAACUGCCGCAUCACAGUGCGGCCAGCAGUAUCGGAGCGCUGGCGGUGAUCGGCGGUGGAGGAGGCAGUGGCGGCGCCAACGAUGUGGAGGACAUGGAACUGGGCCUGGCAAGGAAUGCAGGCAGCGGUGGAGUGGCCGACGCCUGCAGCCGGGCGCUGCAGUCCUGGAUAUUAGAUCCCUUUCCGGAUGUGUACCUGGAGGACGAUAGCUACACCAAAUCAGAUCUGGGCAUCGAGCAGCCCCACCAGCCGACUUUCCGCGCCCAGCAUCACCACCAUCAUCACCACCACCACCACCUGCAUCAUCACCUUGGCGGUGCGAUCAUCCGCAAGGAUCCCACGAGCACAAUGUCUGCACUUCAGCUGGCAGGAGGCGCUCCGCCGGGAACGGGAGGAUCGGGAGCAGGUGGAAGUGGAACAACAGGAGGAGGCGGCUCUGCUGCCGGGAUGAAGCGACGCAGACAUUCCAACGCCACCAACUACAAACACGGUUCGGGUCAAGGCAACAAAAACUCCCUGGUGAGUGGUGGAGGACCCAGAGGCCCGGUCGGAGAAGCGGGGACAGCAGGAGGAAGUGGAGGAGCUGGCGGAGUGAGGCGCAUUAAGAGCGCCGCCUUGGAGGUACUUUGCCCGCAGCCCUCUGUAUCUAAUCUCAGUCCGCAUCCGAACAGCGUGGAGGCCAUCUCGGGGCAACAACAGAUGCGGAAUCCCCUGCCCCCGCCCAGCAAGAGUCUGGUGCGGAACCAGCACCUAAAUCUGUAUCCCACGCAGAGCUUUGGCGACGCAAAUCCCGCCGCUGGAGGCGGAGCGCCUGGUGGCGGCAGCACCUGUAGCAGCCUCUUCUUUGGCAGCUCCAGCGCUUGCGGCUCCACAACGGCACUGAUUGAACCUCCAGUAUACCCUAUAGUGGAGCACUCAGACGAGAAGACGGCGCUCGAGGAGCAUGCAGACGUUUGCUUGGGAAUCGGCCAAGGCAACGCUGACGAUGACGACGAGGUGGACGACGUUCCAAUCCGGAGGAGAACGAGGGCGUUGGGCUGCAGCCAAACGCACUACAGCGCCGAAUCGGAUGUGGGCGGAUUUCUGGCUGACGACGACGCCGCCGACGAGGAUGUGUUCAAAGAUUUCGACGACAACCUGGACCACAUCCUUAGCGAAAUGCAGCAGGAGCACAAUCAGCUGGACGACGUGCUGAAAAGCCACGAUCUUCUCCACUCUCAUUUGCACCACCAGCUCCACAAAGGGACACCAGUGGAGGGUGCAGGAUCGACGGGAGGAGCCGUGCCAGUAGGAGUUAGUGGCGGAAACGAUGACGAAGACGAGGAGACGGAGGACAACAACACGGGGUCGCGAUCUCCGCUGCUCAGCGAUCGGAAUCGCCAGCAGGCGACGCUGCGCGAAAUCCAAGCGGACAAGCAACUUCGCCAGGAUCUAUCACACCAAUCUGUGGCCGCUGUCCCAGCCCCUAUUCCUCCCGUUCCCAUUCGCAGCGAGGCGGAUUCGGGCUGCCCGUCCAGCGAUUGCGAGCAGGUGAGCGCCAGCUCCAAAGAUCAGCUGCUGGCUGGAAUAGAGUCGGAACAGCAACAGCAUCUGCAGCCGCAGAGAUGCCAACUGGACGAGGAACAACCCUGCACCUCAAAAAUGGCUGCCAAGAGCCUGGGAGCCAUCCCGAAGGUGGUGAAGUACCGGGAAGUGGAUGAACUGAGGCGGAGACGGAGAGGCGGCUCCCCCGCGGAUGCGGGAGAGUUGAGCAAUGAGUUCGCACUGGUCAAGCAGACCAAGCUGACCUCGCGCAACUCCUCCUCCUCGAACUCGACGCACAGCAUCAGCCUGACCGACAGCUUGACCGCCGACAUCCACAAGAUGCUCUGGCUGAUGCACGGCGGAGCGGUGGACGAGCGGGGCCGACCCAUCAUGGGCAUCUCGGCGGACGGCACUCCGAUCCCGGCGAGCAGUAGCUUGGCUCCGCCGAACAUGUCCAAUGCACACUUCCAGUUCUACCAGGACGCCAUUCAAGCGCUCCAGGGUGCCCAUCCCACCUCCGGCUCCAGUGUGGAGCACAUGACGAACAUUGAGCGGGCGUUGGCCAGGGAUAAGCUGCGUCUGGAUGCCAAGUUGAUGUGCGAGCAGCUGGCAGCGGCGGCGGAGGCCAACUCCGGAGUCCGGGGAAACACGCUUGCCACCCAGCAGAUGACGCAACAUCAGGUGGGCAUGCUGAUGCGCGGGGGCUCCAGCUCGCGGCAUCCAUCCAGCGCCCCCUUCUCGGUCCAAGGAUUGAUCAGUGUGAUCCGUAACGAGCGCCAGGUGGCGCGCAGCCAAUUGGACGCACUGCAGCAGCUAAGCGAUGCGGCAGCUGCUGUGGCCAACGCCAGUGAAGCUGCCUCCGUUUCUGUUUCGGGAGCCGGUGGCGGAGCAUCGAGCGCCGGCGGAGGAGUUUUAAGCGCCCUGGGGCUGGCCAAUCAUCCCAGCAACCAAAUCAGCCAAAUCAGUCAGAUCAGCCAGAUGAGCCAACCCAUGCUGAAUGUAGACGGCCACUUUGCACCCUACUGCGACUACUGGAGGCCAGCGUGCCACCUUUCUGCUGCGGAAAAGCCAGCGGUGCCAAAGAGUUUCUACAAAUACCGGUUCAAGUGGUGCGGCCAGGAGCACGAGUUCAAGAUCGCCAUGGACCGGCUGGAGCUUCUGGCCCUAUUCGACCGGGAUCUCCACUGGAUGCACGUGCUCCUGGCCAGCCUGCUGUGCACGAUGGUGGCGUGCCUGGGAGCGGCGAUCCUGCAGCACGAUCACUACAAGGAUCUGUGUGCCCUGCUCUUCUGCGCGGUGAUUGCCGGUGCUCAGUACUCGCUGGUGAAGAGUGUCCAGCCGGAUGCCGCGUCGCCGGUGCAUGGAUUCAACAAGACGGUGGCCUAUUCGCGGGCCAUAUACUUCUGCCUGGGCGGCGGCUUGCUGCUCCUCCUCAAGCGUUUGGAUACGGACUACGGGGAACGGCCGCCGGACCCAGUGGUGUUCUUUGGCAUGCGCUACUCGCCCGCCGACGUGGUGGCCCUCCUGCUACACGCGCUCUACAUCCUGCUGCUGUGCUUUCCCAUCAUCUUCUCGGUGGGACUGUGUCCGCAGAUCAACACGUUCCUUAUGUACCUGCUGGAGCAGAUCGACAUGCACGUCUUCGGUGGAAAUGCUGCUAGCAGUCUACUGGGCUCCUUUUUGUGCGUGGUGAGAUCGGUGCUGGCUGUGAUGCUGCUCUACGGACCUCUGUAUGGAGCACUGGACGAGCAGCGGGGCACGCAGUACAUUCUGUUCUCCAUCUUCUGCGCCAUGCUCGUGCCACUGGGCUACCAUCUGUCCCGCUGUGCCAGCGACUUUAGCCACCUGUGGCGUCUGAUCAAGACGUGCAUUGUGAGCACGUAUCGGGACGAUGAGGACGAGGAUCUCAGCCAUGUGCAGCAGGUUGCGGCGGCUGGAACAGUUACCAGAGCAGGGACUGGCAAUAGCACUUCCCUUCAGUUGGCCACCAGCACACCGAAGCAGCGCAGGCAGACGGAUUCGAAGGCGGAGCAGGAGCAGAUCGAGCUGAGCUCGCUGGAGAAGCUAGCCGCCACUGAGGAGCAGCAGGAAAGGGAUCAGGGCGCGGAUGACCAUCUAGAGCCCGAACAGGACCUGCCCCUGCAGCAGAAGCACAGCAAGUCGAAGGCCUCGUCCUUGGGCAGCAGCCAGCAAACCCUGGCCAAGACCAUCAGCAGCAGCAAGAGGGCCAUCACAGCCUCCAGCUCGUGCACCUCCAUUGGAGCAGGAGAGGCAGCGACAGAGGCCGGAGUGGUGGCCGGAGAGGGGGCGGAGGGCGAGGACCAGCCGGGUGAUCUUCUGGCCAGCGAGGAAGCCAGCAAGCACGAACUGGCGGAAGCCUACGACCAAGCAGCCAAAGCCGAUGAGGGCGAUGACAAGAUCUCCAGCUCAUCAGCCACCAAUCCCGGUGACGUGUCGACAUUGACAGCGGGAGCGGGCACAGCAACUACAGAUGCCACACCUGCCUGCCUGGAGGCAGAUCCGGACGUGGAAGGAGAGGCUGCCGCCGAUGAAAAACAACAGGGAAAUCUGGGAACGGGAACCGGAACCACCGAGGCCAGCGAAAACAGCAGUGGCGCCGGCGGUAACGGCAACGCCAAUGGAAGUGGGACUGGCAGUGACCUUCCCGAUCCGCUUCCCCGAAAACUGCAGGCCACCGUGACCACUCGGCUGAAGAACGACCUGGUGGUGAUGACCCUUCUGGCGGUCAGUGUACUGGGGCUGCACUGCAGCACCGUGUUCACCGCCCUGCAGCCGGAUCUUAACGUGGUACUCUACUCGUUCAUCGGCGUACUGGGACUCCUGCUGCACUACAUCGUGCCCCAGAUGAGGAAGCACAUGCCCUGGCUUUGCUUCGCCCGUCCACUGCUCCGGCAGCGUGAGUUCGGCCAGUUCGAGGUGCUCAACGCCCCCAAGAUCAUGUGGUUCGAGAAGCUCUACAUUUACCUGAGUGUCCUGGAGCGGAACGUGCUCUUCCCGCUGCUAGCCAUCUCCUCGCUGACGGCGGACUCGCAGCUGAUUGUGGCCAAGUUUGGAUUGCCCUGGGGCACCCUCAUUGUGGCCAUUUGCGCUCUGAAGUUUGUGAGGAACGCCUACUCGGAUCCGACCAACCAGUACCUGAUCAUCAUUUUCACGGUCUUACUGUUCCGCAUCGACUUCGCCAUGGCCACAGAGACCUUCAUCAUUGACUACUUCUUCGUGUCGCUGGCCUUCCGCAAGUGCUGUGACUUCCUGCUGAAGCUGCAAUUCAUUGUGACCUACAUUGCUCCGUGGCAAAUAACUUGGGGCUCCGCCUUCCACGCCUUCGCCCAGCCGUUCAGUGUGCCCCACUCGGCAAUGCUGUUCCUGCAGGCGGGCAUCUCGGCGCUGCUCUCCACCCCGCUGAAUCCCUUCCUGGGCAGCGCCAUCUUCCUCACCUCGUACGUGCGUCCCAUCAAGUUCUGGGAGCGGGACUACAACACGCGCCGAAUAGACCACUCGAACACGCGGCUCAGCUCGCAGCUGGAGCGGGAUUUAGGUGCGGACGACAACAACCUGAACAGCAUAUUCUACGAGCACCUGACCCGCUCCCUGCAGCACUCGUUGUGCGGCGAUCUGCUAAUGGGUCGCUGGGGAAACGUUAACCAAGGAGACUGCUUUGUUCUUGCCUCCGAUGAUCUCAACUGCUUGGUGCACAUCAUUGAGCUGGGCAACGGACUGUGCACGUUCCAGAUGCGCGGCCUGGAGUUCCGCGGCACCUACUGCCAGCAACGCGAGGUGGAGGCCAUCACUGAGGACGUGGAGGACAACGACGGCUGCUGCUGCUGCGAUCCGGGCCACCUGCCCCGACUGCUCAGCGCGAACGCCAUGUUCUCCACCCGCUGGCUGGCCUGGCAGGUGGUCGCCGCCCAGUACGUCAUCGAGGGCUACUCCAUAUCGGACAACUUGGCCAGUGCCACGCUGCAGGUGUUCGAGUACCGCAAGGUGCUCAUCACCUACUACAUUAAGAGCAUCAUCUACUACGUGGUGAGGAAUCCCAAGCUGGAGCAGUGGCUGGCCUCCGGUCCCAUCCAGGAUGCCCUGCAGCACACGCUGGGCCGCCAGUUCGUCGACCUGGAUCCCAUUUUCAAUUUCAAUUUGGACGAGGACUUUGACUUCCGGGCGAUGGGCAUUACGCGCUCCAGUUUUUGCUACGUGUACCUCAAGUGGAUCAACUACUGCGUGGAUAUGCGCCGGGAUGCUGCCUCCAUGGGAGCGGCUCCACCUGCGCAAGCAUCAGCGGCUGCUGGAGGAGCAUCCUCGGCCCCUGCAACGGCGGCUGCUGCCCCGCCGCCACCAGUGACGCCCGCGCACAAUGAUUCAAAGAGCACGCCCAACCUCUCGGCGCACGGUGGGUCAGCUGGUCCCGCUGCGGGCCAGUCCAAGUCACAGUCGCAGCAGCAGUUGCGCCGGCCGCAGAAGAAUGUUGCCCAGGAGAGCAGCGGUGGAGGUGGAGGGGCUGGAGCAGGUGCUGCCACUGGCACAGGAGGUCCAGGCACCGUUGCCGGAGAUCCGCAGCUAAGCAGCUCGCACAGCUUUGCGAAUAUAUCCCGGCAAACUUCGGAGAGUGCCCCCGGACUGGGUGGCUAUGUGACCUACAUGGAUCAAAACGUGUUCGUCAAGCUGGCCAAGAGUAGCACUGCCACGGGAGCAGGAGCUGGAGCUCCGACUAGCCGGAAGGAGAGCCAGGAGAAGCCCGCACUCCGGCUGAAGCUGGCCAGCGUGGGCAAGGAUGCACCGCUGGUCUCCCUCUGCCUGGCCUUGGGUCUGCUGGCCAGGCGAUCACUGGCCACCGCCUCGCACAGUUCGCUGACCGGCGUUGAGUUCUUCCUGCACGGCCUGCACGCCCUCUUCAAAGGAGAUUUCCGGAUCACUUCGCCGCGCGACGAAUGGGUCUUUGCGGACAUGGAGCUGCUGCAUUCGGUGGUGGCGCCGGCCGUUAAGAUGGCCCUUAAGCUGCAGCAGGACCACAUCACCAACCCUGACGAGUUCUUGGAUCCUCACGCCCUGUACGAGGCCAUCGACAACUGUUCCAACGAGCUGGUAAUUUCGCACGAAGCCGAUCCAGUUUGGCGAAGUGCCGUCCUACGAGGAGCCCCCAAUCUACUGGCCCUGCGGCACGUGAUGGAAGACGGAUCGGAUGAGUACCGCAUCAUUCGGCUGACAAAGCGCUGUCUGAGCUUCCGGGUGAUCAAACUCAACCGGGAAUGCGUCCGUGGCUUGUGGGCGGGCCAGCAGCAGGAGCUGAUCUAUCUGCGGAACCGCAAUCCGGAGCGCGGCAGCAUCCAGAAUGCCAAGCAGGCGCUGCGCAAUAUCAUCAACUCCAGCUGCGAUCAGCCGAUUGGGUAUCCCAUCUACGUGUCUCCGCUGACCACCUCCUAUGCAGACACGAAUGCCCAACUGUGCGAGGUGAUCGGCGGCGCCAUCACACUGGACACCAUCAGGCACACGGUGCUGGGCUGGUGGCACCGCAUUCGCGAGCGCUGUCGCCAGGGCUGCAGCUCGGGAUCUGCGCUGGAACCGCAUCCGGGAUCGGGACCCGUUCUGCUUGCCGCCUGUAACUUUGGCAGCGGCGGCAGCGUCGUGGGAGCGGCAUCCACGGCCACGGGAGUGGGUGCUUCGGCGGGAUCUGGCCUGGGCGUGACUGCUCCCGGCACCGCCAGCAGCACGGGCGGCGAGUCCGGGGACCUGGCGCCCGUAUUUAUCUCUGCCCCGCUCUACAACACCCUCACCGUCAACCAAUACUACAACGUGCGCCAGGGAAAUGUUCCCGGCGGAGCCAUUCCCGCCAAUCUGGGCGGGAGCUAUGUGAGCGACAGUUUGGCAGUGGUGCGCGGAGGUCUGGCAGUGAUGCCCGCGAAACCCACCUCCACAACUCUAAUUGCCGGGCUGCUGAACAGAGAACGGGAUCAGGAAACUUCAGGAUCCGCAGGAGGAGGCGGAGGAGCAGGAGCCACCAGGGCCACCAGUAGUGGCGGCAUGCGCAGUCGGAGCCAGCUGCAUCAGCAAGUCGGCAGUAGUCGGGGCAGAGAUCACGAGCGCAGGGCCACCUUGCCCAUUGCCAGUGGUGGAACCGGCGCAGAGUCUGGAAAGGAUCUGGCCACACCUCAAACCCAAGUGGAACAUGAGCCGAGUCCGCGCAGCACCAAGCUCUCCUCUUCAUCGGGCAGCCUGGGCCUUGGAAUGGGCGUGGGCCUGGGCAACAUUAUCACCACGCCAGGGGAUUAUCCCCGGAAGACCAAGGGACCCAUUUGCCUCACCUCCGUCGAAACGGGAACGGGCGUAUCAGUGGCGGAGGGAAAGCCCGCUGGAUCGGGAACAGUAGCAGGAACUGGAGGAGGUGGCAUCAUCAGAAAGCCGCGCAUUGAGAUCUUCAAGAAGGUCAUCAUAGUUGAUGACACUGGGAUAUACGAUUGCCUGGACAUCAUUGAUGCCGUUGUGUGGCCCAGCGAAAGGAUGCGCAACAACGGCGGCAGGCUGUCCUGGAAGGACUGGGAGCCGAGUGCCGGGAUGGUGGGCCAUGUGGUCCACUGCUGGACGCCCAACCACAAGGACGUGCGCUUCCGUUCGCAUGUCAGCCGCUACGUCUAUCUGGUGGAGAUCGGUGAGCACUACGUGCCCGUGGAGGAGUUGGGCCUAAGGGAAUACAACCAGAUCAUGGGCAGCACCGAGGAGAUGGCCAACUCGCGACGCAGCUCCAUCCAGCGCGAGUUCCACGAGUACAAUAUGCUGCUGAAGCUGGCGGGUCUCACUCCGAUAAUCGGAGGCGGCGGAUCCUCCACGACGACAGCCAGCGAAGCCUCCAAAUCGCACAAGGCCAAGAUCCGAGCGGUGAGCAGCAGCAGCUCCGAGGACGAGGACACGUCCUCCAUGCGUUCCAUACUAUUGUCACACGACGAUCCUGGCGACCUGCCGAACUUCACCAGGGUGAUGAGCAUGUGGAAGGAGAUAAUAUCGGACAAUAACAAGCGGAGAUUCUACGAUAUGGGUGAGUUGUCGCCGGAGCUGCUCCAAAAGCUGGACGAUGCGGUCCAGCAGCAGCAGCAAGAGACGCCCGCUGCUGAGACGGAUGAGGAGGCAACCGCCACCGCCACCGCCACAGCCACAGUCACUGCCAAUGAAGGUGAAGAGGAGGUCAAGGAUAUAGAAAAGGAGCCAAAGCAGGAAGAGGAAAAGGAAGAGGAAGCAGUAGCAGUAGCAGAUCCCGAGGACCAGGCACCGCUGGAGGAGGUCACCGUUUCCCAGCCCGAGGAGCAGCCAGCUCCGCCCACACCUCCGCCCAGUCCCAUUCCCGCUGAGGCCAGCUCCACUUCCAGUGCCAACUCCCCAAGCUCCGCCUCUCUCAGCCAGGAGGAGCAGGAGGAGGCAGUCGAUCUAGACGAGAUCCCCGAAUCGGCCUCCGAGGAGCCGCCAAGCGAUGGGAAUGACGAAAGCGAGACGGGGACAACGGUCUAAGGGAUCACAAUGGACUUGCCUUUACAUAGAUUUGCAUUUGUUUGCCAAGCAAACACCCCGAAGGCAUGGACGCACACCCAGGUGGACAUGGACACAACCUUGUAAUACAUAUCAGCAAAGAGCAGAGAUUGAAGGUGAAGACGACGACUCUGCUCCGGGCUUCCGCACUGUGUGUCUCCUUGCAUGGGUGUGGCCCAAAUCCGAACACCGAUCCUGGCCAGAAAAACCAACAACAACAAAUGAGAACACUUCCAAGAAAUCAAAGUAAAGUUUAUAAAACGAC